AUGGCGACCCUAUUUUCGCUACUCGCCCUGGCCUUCCUCUUGGUCCUCCCCGUCUACAUCAUCUACAAACCGCCUGGCUUCGUCAUCAACCAUUUCGCGCGGAAAUGGCCCGAUGUUCUGUGGCAGGUCUCGACGAACGAGAAGAUUAUCGGCCUCACUAUCGAUGACGCGCCAUCGCAGCAUACCCCCGAGAUCCUCAAGAUCCUGAAGGAGAACGAUGCCCACGCGACAUUCUUCCUAAUCGGCUCGCAGAUGAACGGCAAUGAGGAGACUAUGAGCGAAAUCAUCAGGGCUGGCAGUGAACUGGGCAACCAUGCCAUGCACGACGAGGCGUCGCGUUCGCUCCCCGACGGCCAGCUGGAGGCGGAGAUACUGGAAGUCAGGAGGAAGAUCAAGAAUCUAUACGACUAUGAGGAUGCCCCCAUGCCGGCCAACUACUUUCGGCCGGGCUCGGGCUUCUUCAGUGACAGAAUGCGACGACUAGUCGACAAGCUGGGGUACAGGAUGGUUUUGGGCAGCGUUUACCCGCAUGACGCACAGAUCAGUAACUGGAAGCUCAAUGCCAACCACAUCUUGAGUAUGGCGAGGCCGGGCGCUAUCAUCAUCUGCCACGAUAGGAGGAGCUGGACUAUCCCGAUGCUGCGAAAAGUUCUUCCAGAACUCAAAAGACGAGGCUUUAGGAUUAUGAACCUGACUGAGUUACUGAAGGAGGUUGACACGGACAGAUGA
Molecule: messenger RNA, 729 nt
Organism: Colletotrichum karsti
Lineage: Eukaryota; Fungi; Ascomycota; Sordariomycetes; Glomerellales; Glomerellaceae
Product: polysaccharide deacetylase
Exons: 1
Coding region: 1-729 (242 amino acids)
Biological process (GO): carbohydrate metabolic process
Cellular component (GO): membrane
Molecular function (GO): hydrolase activity, acting on carbon-nitrogen (but not peptide) bonds
Source: RefSeq, a predicted model, not a curated record